AUGAUGGCUAUGAUGACAAUUCCGCGACUGCUGAUAUUACUGUCAUCUCUGCUAUCGUCAACGGUUGUUACUGCCCGGUCAUGUGAGCGGCUCAAAGCAACUUUGACAUAUACACAAGAGGAAGCGCCUCGAGAUCUUUCCAGUGUGCUUCCAGUAGUGGUCGAGAAAGUAAAUCGCGUAUUGGAUGGUGUGGUGGACGUCGAAGUGGAAUGGACAGGAGCCGAUUUGCAUGGACGAGUGGGAGAGCACAUUGUCGAGUGUACCGUCACUCGUCUUGCCUCUGCUGUGGCCUCGGAAGGGCUUGAAAUUUACCAGGAUGAGGAUGGAAGAGAAGUGACUUCGCAAUGCUUUCACGUUCCCUUUACCAUUUUGGAUACAAACGAAUGCUCCUUGCCCGCCAAACAUCCAAUGCGUCACCUGUGUCCGGCUCCUUCCGUGUGUGUCAAUACCAUCGGAUCCUACGAGUGUGUCUGUCCCACUUUUGAUAAUAAAAGUGACGAGUAUCCAGCGACAGCCGAUGACGAAUUCUGGAAUUGGCUGAACCAACAAGAACGAUCUCGAUGGGAAGUUUCCUACGGAUCCAGUGCCAAGUCUUCCUGUGUCUCGGCAGUUUCCACCCACGAUUGUUGCCCUUCCACCAGUUCGACUCCUGAUGGCCGUACUUGCCGCAGAAACUUUCACUGUCCCCCCGAUCCUUGUGCCAAGAGCGAUUGUGCCUCCAAUGCCGAAUGCGUACGAGCGGAAUCGCCCUUGGAGAAACCCAACUACCGGUGUGUCUGUCCCGAAGGCCUCAUGGGCAGUGGACGGGCCUGUCAACCCAAGGAUCCCAAACCUGUGCCCAAAGUCAUGUUUGAUGGUGUGACUCCUACCGAGACUACUGUCAAGAAUGGAUAUUAUUGCGGUUGUACCGUUCCGGUUGUAGAUGCCUGUAGUGGAUUUCCUCCUUGCAAAGGCAAGCACGAAAUUUGUACCGUUUCGGCAGACAACGAACCAGUCUGUGCGUGCAAACCGGGUUAUGUCUACAACGAACAAUAUGGAUGUGUUGAUGAAAGCCCACCUACGUUGCGAUUGCGUCACGAUCCCGACCGGGAUCAAACCCUUCGUUUGAAGCAAGGAGACGUCUACCAAGAAUACAUGGUGGACAUUCUUGAUGAAAAUGCCGAAGAUUACUUGCGUUCUCUCAAAAUUUCUUAUAGCCGACCCCUGCCCACUGGUUGUUUGACUCAUGUUGGGGAAUUUCACGUCAAUUACACGGUAGCCAUGCCUUGGGCGACUCCGCCUUACGUUCGUACUACCCGUCGAGUGGUCAUUGAUGACAUUGAUGAAUGUUCCAUCAAUGUUUCCAGAUACCAGCAUUCCUGCCCGUCCCUCGUUCCCCAGUGCGAUCGAGCGGCUGGGGCCAAGUGUAUCAAUACCAUUGGAAGCUAUGCUUGUCAAUGUCCCCCCCAAUCGUCUGGAGAUGGAUUCUUGGAGUCGGCCAACUUUGGAGGAUUGGAUGCUCCCGACUCGUACAAUGGAGGAACCAGUUGUGUGGAUACCAGCAAACCCGUCAUUAAACUGCAGGGUCCCAAUCCAAAGGUUUUCAAAAUUUGCGAAUGUGGCGGAUUGUCAGGAAUUAUGAGCAAGGCCAAGAGCGCCGAUGAUGCCAAGCUUCAUGGGGAGCAACAAGGCUUGUAUUCUCAUGACAUUCAGGAAAUGAUUCGUGCCACUGCUGGUGCCGAAUUGUGUGCGACACACGAAAAGACCAGCCCCAAUCCUUCCGACUGCGUCAAGGCGACGGAUCACACUCAUCAAGGGGAUGUAGAUUUGUCAGAUCGAGUGGUGGUUGGUGCCCCCAUUCAAAAGUCUGCCCAUCAUUGGGUGGUUCCCUACAAUGUGGUGGACGACGCUGGAAACGAAGCUGCCACAGUCUACCGGGAUGUCGAAGUGCAGGAAGUCGACUUGGCAUCUUUGGAAAGUAAGAUUCGACAAGAAGUCAUCAAGGAGCAAGAAGCCAAAUCCAAGCGGGAAAUCAAAAAGGCCAUUCAGGAAGAAAAGGCCAAGUGGGUCAAGGAGAAUGUUGUCGCCACCACUGGCAACCGUCGCACGUGUCCCGCCUGUCCACCUUGUGACUGCCCCGAUGCCUCGUCGUCCGUUUCGGCCGCCAGUUGCCGGGCUUACUGCACUGGUGUUUCGCAAAGCUGUCAAUUGAGUGAUCAGAGCUGGGUUUACAGCUUCAUUUUUGCCUUGCAUGGAUUUUUCCCAGCCAAUGCUGUUCCAAUUGUAGCAUUGGUCGUUGUCUUGGCUGGCUUAUUCAUGGUCGUCAAGUUGAUCUUGUCUUGUUGCUUCAAUCAACAACCCCGUCGAUACGAUUAUGGGGACUAUCGAAACGACAAUGACGGCAAUGACGAAAUGUCAGUCUUGGCGGUCCAACCAAAUCCUACCCCAUCGCAUGGACCAUCCGCAGCAACACCAAGUACUGCUAAUGGAAGACCACCAAUGGGCUCUCCAUUGGGCAACAACAAUACUGGUUUUGGUUCUCCACCUCCCAAUUCUCUUUCUGUUGGAGGCGCCACUCGCCCAUUCUUUUCUCCCGGAGCUCAAUCGGCACAACAAACGCCUUUGACAGGAGGUGCACCUCCUUCUGCCUCCUUGACCCCAUCAGCUCCCAGCAUGGGAUACGAUGAGAGCAUUUUCAACAGUCCAUCAAUUAUCCGACCGUCACGAACUGGGGAUGGAGUUCAAAGACGGAAUCCGUAUCACUAA
Messenger RNA from Cylindrotheca closterium, 2745 nucleotides. The record is from the annotation of a GenBank genome assembly. NCBI's taxonomy places the organism in Eukaryota, Bacillariophyta, Bacillariophyceae, Bacillariales, Bacillariaceae.